Molecule: messenger RNA, 722 nt
Organism: Periophthalmus magnuspinnatus
Lineage: Eukaryota; Metazoa; Chordata; Actinopteri; Gobiiformes; Gobiidae
Gene: xgb
Product: x globin
Exons: 5
Coding region: 120-713 (197 amino acids)
Molecular function (GO): heme binding; oxygen binding
Source: RefSeq, a predicted model, not a curated record
AGAAGCUGUGCGCUUUGACCAGAUGCCAACCACACUGCAACUCUUUCAAUACAGUAUUACUUAAUAUUGCAUUGUUCUGUCGCUCCAGGUACAUAAUCGUUCGUAGUUUUCCAUGAAGAAUGGGUUGCGCUAUUUCAGAUCUGGCGGCAAAAUCUGACUUUGAAGAGAGAGGCACAGAUGAUGUUCCUACGCAGCUCAGCGACGCGCACAUCCAGAUGAUAAAGGACUCCUGGAAAGUUAUCAGGGAUGACAUCGCUAAAGUUGGGAUUAUUAUGUUUGUCGGGUUGUUUGAGACCCAUCCCGAGUGCAAGGAUGUCUUUUUCCUCUUCCGUGAUGUGGAGGAUCUGGAGAGACUCAGGACUAGCCGGGAACUUCGGGCACACGGGCUAAGAGUCAUGUCUUUUAUUGAGAAGAGUGUGGCUAGACUAGACCACCUGGAACGGCUGGAGACUCUGGCUAUUGAACUGGGGAAAAGCCAUUAUCAUUACAAUGCACCACCCAAAUAUUACAAUUAUGUAGGAACAGAAUUCAUCUGUGCAGUGCAGCCUAUUUUGAAGGACAGGUGGACAUCAGAGUUGGAGGAAGCAUGGAAGACUAUGUUCCAACACGUCACGGGUCUCAUGACACAAGGAUAUCAAGAAGAAAGCACCCGACAGCAUCAUCUCUCCUUAUCUCCCAAAGAAAGACCGGAAAAAAAAAGCACUGCACUAUGAGACGCCUCU